AUGUCUCGUUUAUCAAUCUUAGCUAUUGUCUUUCUCUUCUGCAUUGCAUCCUCUAAUGCAGCUGUUGAUAUACAAGCCAUUUGUCAGAAAGCCAAAAACCCUACAUUUUGUACAAAUCUUCUCACCCCGAAAGCCGGAGGAGACCUCAGCAGUCUAGCGCAAUACACCCUCGAUGUAACACGUACUGAUGUGUCCAACACCGUUAGUCUACUCAAAACCCUAAUUGGUAAAAGUGGUGUUGAUCCGAAGCUACAAACUCAUUACAAGGAAUGUUUGGAUCAUUUUGAUGAGGAACAAGCUCUUGGUGAUGUUUUGGAAGCUAUACAACUUUUGAAAAGUCUUGAUUACAAUGGUGUGAGUGUACAUCUUAGUGCUGUUAUGACUGAUGUUGAUGAAUGUCUUAGCGAUGAAUCACCUCCAGAUAACUCUGAUCUUCCCAAGAGUGCUGAAACUGUCUACCAAGUUUCUCAGAUUAGUCUUAUCAUUUCGAAUUUGUUGGCACAGAAAUAG
Molecule: messenger RNA, 510 nt
Organism: Vicia faba (fava bean)
Lineage: Eukaryota; Viridiplantae; Streptophyta; Magnoliopsida; Fabales; Fabaceae
Source: the annotation of a GenBank genome assembly